Biomphalaria glabrata is the source of this 1970-nucleotide messenger RNA. Its product is annotated as lysophospholipid acyltransferase 1-like. The transcript has 4 exons. Gene Ontology annotation, cellular component: membrane. Gene Ontology annotation, molecular function: acyltransferase activity. NCBI's taxonomy places the organism in Eukaryota, Metazoa, Mollusca, Gastropoda, Planorbidae. The record is from RefSeq and is a predicted model, not a curated record. Bases 606 to 893 code for a protein of 95 amino acids. Gene Ontology annotation, biological process: lipid modification.
GAUCUAGAGAUUUUGUUACACUUUGUAAUACUAGUAAUACCUCAGUAGACAGGAAUUAGAUACCGAUAUAACGCAGGUCUUGCAUUUUCCGUUGGGCGCCACUUGUUAGGACACAAGACUCUUCGAAAUAAUAAUUCAUUCUCAGGUUAUUACUCUAUAAAUACUUUAAUAUUACAACAAGUUAUGUAAAUACGAACAUUUCAUUUUUCUUCCUGUCAAUUUCUCCCGGCUUCCCCUUUUACUCAUCCCUUCCAUUCAUUACACAAAUUCGCACCAUUAUUCAUGCACACCGUGCUGCGCUACGACCGUAACAACUAUAAACAAUAGAUAACUAUAUAGACUAUAAACAAUAGAUAACUAAGUAAUCUUAUAUUUUCAUAGUUCAAAUUAUGGUCUUUCCCCUUUUUUUUAUAUAAAUGCUUUUAAAAAGGGAAUAUGGUAAAAAUUCACUUAGCUAUGCCUUUCUUUCUCCCCCAUGCUCUCAACUGGUCCAGUGAUAGGAUCACAGCAUAUUGAGAAAGCUAAAAGCACGAAAUGGUGCUAAACAAAAACAAUAGAAAUUAGUGGUGAAAAAGUUGCUUGUGGCCACUGCUUGCUGUCUUGGCAUGAUGCUACUGCCUGGGCUUUUUUUCAACCCAGAAAAACUUAACUCUCCAGACUUUUACUCUUGGAGUUUUGCCUAUAAAGUUCUCUUCAUCUUAGGAGCAAUGACUAUAGCUAAACAGAAGUAUUACUUUGCUUGGAAACUAGCUGAUGCUGUGAACAAUGCUGCAGGGUUUGGGUUCAGUGGCUAUGACCAGCAUGGUUCACCCCAGUGGGACCUGACAGAUAAUGUGGAUAUCUGGGGAGUAGAGGUAAAACAAGCAUGCCGCUCUAUUGAGUUCAGACAGUAACACUGGGGAGUAGAGGUAAAACAAGCAUGCCGCUCUAUUGAGUUCAGACAGUAACACUGGGGAGUAGAGGUAAAACAAGCAUGCCGCUCUAUUGAGUUCAGACAGUAACACUGGGAUGGAAAGUUUCCCAAAAUUUCACCUGAUCCAAUUUUUCGGACUUUUAAAAAAAUCUGGUUUUAUUAUUUUUUCCAUUUUUAGAAAAAUUCAAAUUAAGACUAGCUUUGUUUUGUACAUCCGAUAUCGUUCUAUUUACGCAUAGAUCUAGUUCUAAUUUUAAACCAUCUCCUUUUCCCUAAAGAAUCUAAGUCUUAAAGUCUUUGAUCUAGAUCUUCAGUGUUUUGAAUCAUUCUAGAUAGAUCUAGAUAAGAUGUCUGGAUCUAAAUACUUUCUUUUGAAUACUCUUGAUUUAGAAUCUAGAUCUUAGACCUUGAUUGGUUGCCUGGAUGUGGGGUGUGCCCGGCUCUGGAAGCCUAUGGCUUAUCAGUAUCAUGCCUUAGUAUGGCACUUUCCCUUUGCACAUCUUGAACUAGCUAAGAUCUAGACUAUAAAAGUAAAGUUCCCCUUUCAGACCUUGUGGUCUGUAGGGCAGAUGAUGAGGGGUCAUCUGUUUCUGUGGCCUAUGUUUAACAAGAUCUAGACUAUAGAUCUAGAUUAUUGUCUAAAUCUAGAUUAGAAGAAUUAGUGAAACUAAAAGCUAAGUCUAAAUCAAGAUGGCUAUCUUAUGCUGAGAAAUAUUGAGUAGAUAGAGAUUGAUAGAUUAGAUCUCUCUAACAACUCUAGAUGUAGAUAAAAUUUCAUUCACAAUGGAGGAUUAUGAAAACAUUUAAUGAUCACAAAUCUCCUAAACAAAUGUACAGAUUAGCACCUUGACUUAGAUUAGAUUAGUAGAUAAUGGACUUAAAAUCUAGAUUUUCUAGAUGUAUAUCUAAUCUAAACUAAUAGAGAGCAAUAUAUUGAAAGAAAAAACAUUGCUAGUUAGUCCACUCUUUUUUUUGUUGUCAGUCAUUGAUCUAGAAAUGCCCUUUAUAUAGAGAUAACCUCCACAAAGCAUGUUCUAUAGAGAUCUCUUCAUCUCUC